AUGGACUCCUCUUUACGCGCGGUGACGGUCGAAACGCCGUCGGUCCAAGAACAAGAAUAUAUCGAUGACGAUGCGAUUAAACGUCUGUCGACGUCUCGAGGCAGGAGAUCGGUGACUUUCGCCGACGCGUCCACGCAAGGUGGUUUCGAAGACCAAAGAGUGAAUAAUGCGAUGCAACUCGAAGAAAAAACCGUUGACGACCACGACGAGAAACAAAAGAGUAAGAGAAACGCGAUGAAUACCAUGUCGUCGUUUACGAGGAGAGCGUUGGGGUCGCGCGCGUCCAUGGUGGAAAUCACAACCGGAGGAGAAAGAGGAGGAGAAGAAGAGGAGGACCUCAAGAGAGAGAAAAAAGAACGAGAGCAUCAAAAACUUUCCUCCUCUUCCUCCUAUUAUUCCCAAUCUCACUUUUCCUCCUGGCGCACGUUUCGGAGACGAGGGAAAGAAGUCUGUCGAAAGAUUCUGGAUAACAAAUGUACUUCUAUCUUUAUGACUCUGGCGACUAUUUGGGCGUUGUUCGGCGACGACGUGCGAGUGUUGGCCUUUCCGAUGGAGUACGACGAGAUUUUUGUCGGCGUCGCGAUCGCGUUGAUUGUUUUGUUCGCGCUGGAGACGACCAUGUCGUGUUUUGCAAAAGGCAAAAAGUAUGUUUUUGGUUUUUACUUUUGGUUGGACGUCGUCGCGUGUUUGUCUCUGUUUAUGGACGUGCCCGAGUUCAUGGCAUUCGUCGGCAUGGAUCCGUGCGAAGGAACGGAUUCGUACGGCACCGGUCUGGAAGGCGAAGCGUACGACGAGAGAUACGGGACGAAAUCGGAGAAUUCUGGUGAUAUCGCCAGAGCAGGUAGAGCAUCGAGAGCGGGGACGAGAGCAGGAAGACUCGUUCGCGUCGUUCGAUUGAUUCGAGUCGUAAAGUUGUACUCUUCUUUGCAACAGAAGAAAAACGCAGAAGCGCAAAAGGAGCGACGGGCUUCAAUCGCUCGAAGUUCUAUGAUUUCAUCUGCGUCGUCAAUUUCGUCAUCAAUUCACAAUCAAGACAUUCGGGAAGAAAUGUUGCAGGUGCGUAAAUCAUCCGUGCAAUCGUUAGAGUCUGUGAACUCUUCGUCUACUGGAGUUAGCGCAAAAGGAAGUGGUGGUGAUUUCGAGACGCCCCUGGUGAAGAAGAACUCGCUGACGCAAGCGGAAGAGUUUGACGACAUGUCCGACGACGAUUUGGAGCAAUCGAGAGUCGGAGAGCGACUUUCCGAGCUCUCAACGAGACGCGUGAUAAUUGGUGUUCUAUUGAUGUUAUUCAUGAUGCCUAUCUUUGCGGCAGAUUUCUUCGAUGCCGGCGAAACGAACACUCUGAUCGACGGCGGCUUGAAAAUCGUCCACGACUCGGCGCGAUUCGACCCCAACGACGACCAAGCGAGACUUGGAUUUUUUCAAGCUCUGAAUCGAUAUUACGAAGAUACGGGCGAAAAAAUGUAUCGAUUGGUCAUCAACGGCACCUCCUACGAACAAAAUGGGAACUUUUCCAACUCUAUCGGAGCCUUGAAUGACGAUGACCCGUUGUCGUAUUUAUAUUUGAAUCUUUCCGGUGUUCAAUAUCCGAAACUGAGGUGCGAGGCGUUUGAGUUCGCCAUGUACUCUGGUGACGGCGAAAACGAACAGUACGAUAAGCUCUCCUUCGCGUUCUUUGACGUGUCGAAAGUUUACAAGUUGCAGUCCGUGUUGAACAUUGCAAAAACAAUCUUCGUGUGCAUCGUCUUGCUCCUUGGCGCGCUCUUAUUCUCUAAAGACGCUAACGUGUUAGUCUUGCGACCAAUCGAACGCAUGGUUUUAAAAGUUCAAGCCAUGGCAGCCAAUCCGCUGACGAAAUUUUCUAUCCGGCCACACGACGACGAAUUAGAAUCUGAAGGCGAGCAGCUGGAAACGCGAAUGCUCGAAAAUAGUAUCGCGCGAAUCUGUUCGUUAUUAUCGGUCGGUUUCGGCGAGGCUGGGACGGAAGUCAUCGCGGAAAAUAUGAAGAGAGGCGGCGAGAUUAAUCCGAUGAUUCCGGGACGGAAAGUCGUCGCUAUUUUCGGCUUUUGCGACAUUCGCCAAUUCACAGAUUCCACGGAAGUUUUGCAAGAAGAAGUCAUGGAAUACGUAAACACGAUCGGUAAAAUCGUGCACAUGGAGGCGCACUUACACGGAGGCAGCGCGAACAAAAAUAUCGGCGACGCGUUCCUUCUCGUGUGGAAGUUUCCUCCGAAUAUAACAACACGAGACGUCGAGUUAGCGAGCGAAGGACUGUUGAAGGACGAAGAGAAGCUCUUUGUUUUGGAGCAAAUCGCCGACGGUGCUUUAGUGAGCUUCUUAGCCGUCAUGGCUGGUUUACGACGAAGCGCGAAACUUUCCUCGUAUAAAUCGAACAAGAAGCUGAAUAAACGCAUGCCGAAUUUCCAAACGCAAAUGGGUUUUGGAUUACACGUCGGAUGGGCCAUUGAAGGCGCGAUUGGCUCGGAAUACAAAGUCGAUGCGAGUUAUUUAUCACCGAACGUAAACAUUUCUGCGCGUUUAGAGGCGGCGACAAAACAAUUUAAAACGCCUCUGUUGUUCACCGGUCAGUUUGCGAACAUUUUAUCCGAGAGCACGAGAACGAAAUGCCGACAAAUAGACCACGUGACGGUGAAAGGUUCGGAGCAGCCGUUGAAAUUAUACACGUGCGACGUGGAUGUAGAGGCAAUUCCUGUGCCGACGCAAGAAGAGAUUUUAUCUGGCCGCUCUUACGAAGACGAAACGAAUUCGUUCCAACUCUACGAGAAUCCUUUCUUGGAACAUCCGGACGUCGCGCUCAUGCGAAAACGCGUUUCGAAGGAGUUUUUGACCGAUUUCGAACGUGCGUUUCAAAAAUACGAACGCGGCGAAUGGAACGAAGCGAGGAAUUUGCUUCAAAAAAUAAAAAAAAGAGUUUCGCAUAACGGAGAAGAGAUUGAAGAUGGACCUACGAAGAGUCUUUUGGCCGUCAUGGAACGAACAAACUAUCGAGCGCCGAACGAUUGGAGCGGUUUCCGAGCACUCACGGAAAAGUAA
This is a messenger RNA of Bathycoccus prasinos, 3054 nucleotides long. RefSeq lists its product as hypothetical. Gene Ontology annotation, biological process: intracellular signal transduction; cyclic nucleotide biosynthetic process. NCBI's taxonomy places the organism in Eukaryota, Viridiplantae, Chlorophyta, Mamiellophyceae, Mamiellales, Bathycoccaceae. The record is from RefSeq and is a predicted model, not a curated record. The coding region runs from base 1 to 3054 and encodes 1017 amino acids. The transcript has a single exon.